ACUUAUACAUAUAAAAUAUAUGAUCAAUUUACGAAUGCGUAACAAUAUAAAUAUUUUUUAAAUUAAUAGAUUUAAUAUGUGUCUUUGUCUUGGUCCUAUUAAAUCGGGAAAAACAUUUUUAAUGAAACGUUUACAAGGAGAUGAAAUAGACUAUGCAACUCAUACCGUUUCUACAAAUGGUAUAAAUCUUUUUACCAUAAAAAAUGACACUGGCGAAUUUGAUAUGCUUAUUAAAGAAAUAGGUGGAAAUAUGGCACCAAUAUGGAAACAUUACUUUGACAAGACACAAAAACUUAUUUAUGUAAUAGAUACAAGCAAUCUCUGUCAAAUAAGUGCGGCAGGAGUAUUACUUUAUUCAUUGUUAGUUGAUCCUAGAUUGCGAAAUAUAAAAAUCGCAUUAACAUUGAAUAAAAUGGAUCUUUCUUAUCGUCAAAUGCGCAAUGAAGCCCUACUUAUGCUACAAUAUUCACGUUUGCAAAAAGAAGUUACUCAAGAAUUAUCUGUAUUUGAAACUAGUGGAAUGACUGAUCAAGGUAUUGAAGAAUUAAGAAACUGGUUAUUUGAUCCGAUUUCUUUAAAAUUUUCAAUAAAUUCAAAAAAGUAAAAAUUAAUAUAUAGUACAAAAUAAUUUUAUCAGAAAGUGGAUAUUUUUUUUUUAUUUACACUCAAUGUUACAAAUAAUAUAAGGAUUCUACGAAUAACUUUUCAAUAACAUUUGUCAGGUUUUUCUAAAAAAUCUAAAAAUUUCUUCAAAAGUGAAAUUA
Apis laboriosa (Himalayan honeybee) is the source of this 764-nucleotide messenger RNA. Its product is annotated as ADP-ribosylation factor-like protein 3. The record is from RefSeq and is a predicted model, not a curated record. Gene Ontology annotation, molecular function: GTPase activity; GTP binding. The transcript has 2 exons. NCBI's taxonomy places the organism in Eukaryota, Metazoa, Arthropoda, Insecta, Hymenoptera, Apidae. Bases 77 to 604 code for a protein of 175 amino acids.